Messenger RNA from Antrostomus carolinensis (chuck-will's-widow), 667 nucleotides. RefSeq names its product Ras association domain family member 2 (gene RASSF2). The record is from RefSeq and is a predicted model, not a curated record. Gene Ontology annotation, cellular component: cytoplasm; nucleus. The transcript has 7 exons. Gene Ontology annotation, biological process: signal transduction; regulation of non-canonical NF-kappaB signal transduction; positive regulation of protein kinase activity. Lineage: Eukaryota; Metazoa; Chordata; Aves; Caprimulgiformes; Caprimulgidae. The annotation marks the transcript as partial.
AUCCGUGCUGAAGCCCAGCACCUUGCCGGAUAUCCAGGUUACAGAUGUGGACGCUGCUGGGAACGGUGCAGGUGCCAAAUCGCAACCGGAGGAGACGCCGCAGCUGAUGCGGACGCGGAGCGACGUGGGCGUACGGCGCCGGGGCAACAUCCGCACCCCCAGCGAGCAGAGACGCAUCCGCCGCCACCGCUUCUCCAUCAACGGGCAUUUCUACAACCAUAAGACAUCCGUGUUCACGCCGGCGUACGGCUCCAUCACCAAUGUCCGGAUCAACAGCACGAUGACGACCCCUCAGGUCCUCAAACUGCUGCUCAAUAAAUUCAAGAUUGAAAACUCGGCAGAGGAGUUUGCGCUCUACAUUGUCCACACCAGCGGAGAGAAGCAGAAGCUGCGAGCCAGCGAUUACCCCCUGAUCGCCCGCAUCCUGCAAGGCCCCUGCGAGCAGGUCUCCAAGGUCUUCCUCAUGGAGAAGGACCAGGUGGAAGAAGUCACCUAUGAUGUUGCCCAGUACAUCAAAUUUGAGAUGCCCGUCCUCAGGAGCUUCAUCCAGAAGCUGGAGGAAGAGGAGGAUCGCGAAGUGAAGAAGCUAAUGCGCAAAUACUCCAUCCUCCGGCUGAUGAUCGAGCAAAGGCUGGAGGAGAUUUCGGAAGGUCCGACGGCGAUGUGA